Messenger RNA from Hipposideros armiger (great roundleaf bat), 1914 nucleotides. It is a transcript of the gene CCDC116, whose product is annotated as coiled-coil domain containing 116. NCBI's taxonomy places the organism in Eukaryota, Metazoa, Chordata, Mammalia, Chiroptera, Hipposideridae. The record is from RefSeq and is a predicted model, not a curated record. Gene Ontology annotation, cellular component: centrosome.
AUUGUGGUCCCCGCCCCCAACCUUUGUGUCGGGGGAGCUAAAGAACGAGCGGCCUGUUGCAAGCCAAUCAGAACGCGGCAUGCAAAUGAGCAAGCGGGCCGACUUGGGGCGACCCCAGAGCACAGUGUCGCCACCCUCCAGCGACGCUUGGACUCUGCACAGAGAGGAAUCCACGGCUGCACUGCAGAACUGAAGAGAGAGGAGGCGGGUAGCAGGACUAGUCACCCACAUCAUGACCAGCUGCCGCCGCCACUCAGGAUACUUGGCGGAUGACGAGGCUGGCCACACCACGUACCUGGCUCGGGUGCAGCCACCUAAGAAGCCAGCAUUCCCGGAAAUGGGGCAAGCUUCCAAGCUGGGCCACAUGCCACACCCACCAUCAAAGUACAGCCCCAGCUCAGGGCUCCAUAGCCACUACCGAAACUCAAGGGACCCCCGGCCCUUUGGUAGCUUCCUGGAUUUCCUUGUCAAGGGCCAGGUGUUGGACAGCCUACAGACGGUGGUGGAAAAGGCAACUGAGCGCAUAGCCACCAUGAAGACAGAGGCCGGGGUGCCGUUGGUGGAGGUGCAGGACCCAGUGGAGGUGCUAAGGGGUGGGCGGCGGGUACAUGCCCGGCCCAGCCUCAGUACCAUGCACCGGCACCGUGUCCGGCCUAGUCUCUGCAUUGGGAACCCCAACAACUACCCAUCCUGCUCCAGCUCCAUGUCCGAUUCUCAUAGCAAUUUCACAGCUGACUGGCAGGGCUCCCACAGCCGGGACAGCGACCUGGGCUACCACGGCUUGGGCCCGCUGCCACCCAUGAGAGACAAACUCCUGCAGGAGAAGAGCCUCAAACGACUGUUGCGGCUAGAGAACAAAGGGAAAUGCCUGGGGCAGUCCUGCUCACAGGGGGACUCCCUGCUGUGGGACUCAAUGGGCAGCCAAUCCAGCAGCAAGUGGACCCAGGAGCAUCCCCUUUCGGGGUUCUCAGGCCUGCUGGGCUCAAGCUUGGGCACUCAUGAAGCGUCAGAGCUGGGGCCUGGAGAGCGGGAGCUGAUCUUCCUUAAGCGGGAGUUCAACAAAGAAAUCAAGUCCUUGCUGAGCCAGCCGGCAUCCUUCGACCUGCCUGGCUACUGUUCAUUCCAAGAGCCCCAUCGGACCCUGGACUUCCUGGCUGAGCACCACCUCUUCCCUGCCCUCCAGAGAGUGGUCAGCCAAGCUGUGGACAAACUCAGUGGUGCCCGCCGCCAAAAUGGCUGCCCUCUCUUUCCAUCAGAAUGGGAGCCCACCACAAAGCCAAACUCCAACUCCAACUCCAACUCCAACUCGGAAGUCACACCUGGCUCUAAGUGGGCCACAACCACUGAAGGGGAGGAGCACUAUGAUUAUUCACACUCUACUACUGCCUCCAGCCUCAAGAUGGUUCACCAAGAGAGCACCAAUUCCAGAGGAUGGGACAAGCCAAAGGAAGAUGGUUCUCCCAUGUCUAGUGCUCAAGGGACCACCAGAUUCAGGCUCAAGGUGACAUCUAUAGAAGAGCCCAAAAUCCCCUCACCCCACCCCAGGCAGGAGGUACCCAACCAGGACCCCAAAGUACAGAGACCACCCAUGUCCACUUCUGGGCCCCUGAGCUCCAACCAGAGGGCCCGGCCCUGGCGGAGCCUACACCUCACGCUGCCUUUCCCUGGGAUCAAGGUGGAAGUGCCCUCAAGCCAGACCCACCUUACCCAGGUCACAGCCCCACAUGCCUCCCUGCCUCUCUCCUCCCACCACCCCUCUAUGUUCUUACCACUCACCUCCUUGGUAAGAAGCUUCUCCCCACGCCUCACUUCACUAUAUCUGGAGCUCACCUCCUCAAAGGGGCAGGGACUGAGGGAUUUAGGGGCGGGUUUGCAGGGGAAGGGCCCCUUCAGCCACCAUUCCUAGUGGUCACU